This is a messenger RNA of Drosophila kikkawai, 3613 nucleotides long. RefSeq names its product proteoglycan 4. The record is from RefSeq and is a predicted model, not a curated record. Lineage: Eukaryota; Metazoa; Arthropoda; Insecta; Diptera; Drosophilidae.
UUGAAACGGAUGCACUGGCACUGCGAGCGAGAAACUUGAAGCCUCUGUCGUCGUUAUUCCUGGCCUGGCUCCUCCAUAAAAAUCGAAAGAUCCCAAGAUCCCGGGCCAAGUCGAAUCCGAAACCAAAAACCAAACCCGAAGCCGAAGCCGUGCGAAUGUCUGUCGGCCUGAAGAAGAAGAGGCUCGCAGAGCUGCUAUCUUCAUCGGUCGCGUUGGUCGUUUAAAAGUGAAAUUUACUGAAUGAAAUGAAAUGUCUUCUGGCCAGCCACGGACUCGCUGUCUGGCCGACUGUGUGCACUGUGUUGCCUUUGGCUUUGUGUUUGAUUAUUGAUUUGUGACAAUUGUCGGCAAGGAAAUGACUGCAAAUUAGUUGGCAAACAUUCGCCGCCUGGAAAAAUCCGGAUUGAAAACGCCUACAAAUUAUUAACGCAAAUUAUUUGCCAAUUCGUGGAAAUAUCUCUCUUCCUGUGCGAGUGUCAUUGAAUGAUAAGACGAGAAAACCCGACCAGACCGACCGAUCAACGAACCGAGCCACGAUGAUUAGUGAACGCCACAAGAGCCGCGAUUUGGUUACGAUACUUGGUCUGCUCUGCCUCCUCCUGCGCCACGGUGUCGCCUCUGGCCAUGUGAUCGAGGUCUUGGCUCAAUCAACAACCGCAUCGGCGACGUCGACGGCAGCGGCUCAGACGGAUACGGUGCCGGCGACCAAUACGGUGACUGAGACGAAGACAAAUGCCAGUCAGGAUGAGGUUGCUCCGACGCCCGGUGCGACAACAGCCCCGCGUCUAGAUCCUAACAACAACAACGAAUGGCGUCCCCUUGGCCACGGGGAUCCCCUGCAAAAGGACCCAACCUACGACUAUAGCCCUCCGGCCCUGGAUCGAGUGCGCUACUGGGCGGAAAACAACAGCACGGGCCAGAGUAAUCCGGAGGCCAGGAAGAAAGAGCUGCCGCCGGAGGUGCUUCGCAACAAGACCAAGAGCGAGGUGCUGCUGCUGGGUGUGGCCAGCGAACGGGUGAGGGUGCCUCACUCACAUUCCUAUCCGCCGGUUGGACUGGGCCAGAGUCACCACCAGCAAUACAAGCACCAGUACCAGCACCAACAUCAGGAGCAGCAGCAAGCUAAAUAUGCGGCCAUCAGGAGGAGCUACUAUGCGCCAACGCAACAGCAACAUAGUCCACAAAUGUUGCAUCAGGCUCAGCAUAUUCAGCACCAUUCCCCAAUUCCACAGCAGACACAGCACAUGCCCCACACCCACUUGAUGCCACCGCCCAUGAUGAUGGUGAAAUCGGGCGGCCCCUCCGUGCCGCAUCUGGAGUACAGACACAGUAUAAUGGCCACAGGAGCACCCACAUCUUACAUGAGCCUCAGUUACACGAUGAGCUCGCCAGCACCUAAGCCGGCCAUGACCUCCUCUGUGAUUUAUCACCAACCCGCGAUGGGUCACUACACUCCCUCUUCCUCCUCCGCAUCAUCGUCAACGCCCUGGCUAAGCAGCAUGUCCAGCAUGCCACCACAUAGGUUCAGCUACACGGACCCACAUCUCCAGGAAUCCAUGCACGCCUACAGCUUCUCGAGGCCCAAUCCCGCGCAAUCGGUUGCCUACUCCCCCAACUCGCUGCCAGGACAUCAGGGCGGAUCAAAGGCGGGUCUGCGGAAGCCGUGGCUGCAUGAACUGCUCCAAAAGGAGGUGGUAAUGAAUAAGGCGAAGGUUAAGCCCACGAUGCCCGCUACCAAGUACCUGAUGGGCACAAGUAAGCCACAUCAUCCACUGCCACCAGCUGGUUUUGGAAUCAGCUCCACCCGGCCUCCCUUUACCUAUGCUCCCGUUACUUUUGUGCCUGGACCGCCCACCAUAGCAGUGCCCACGGUGGCCACCAGACAGGAGGCACAGCAGGAGAUCUACAUCACACCCACGCCGCAGACAAGUAGCUCUGGCUUCAGACCCAUGCUGGUGACCAGUUCGACUACUACGUCCACUACAUCGACUCCUUUGCCCAUAUAUCAGCGAACCAGCACUAGCCCCAGCACAACAAGCAACCGAUUGCUGAUCCCCCAGACGAGUAAUCUGGCCCAGCGACCCACAGUGGCUCCAGCGCCAAGUGAACCCACCACCGAUUCGCUUUUCUCCCAUUAUAAGCAGCCACCAAAGCCCCUAUUGGGGCCCAUGUACCUCAUCAUUGAGGGUCACUCCAAGGUGAAGACCUAUGGCCAAAACGAAUUGGAUCCACAUAGUCCAAAGAUAGUGCCGGUUAUCUCCAAGCGGGAGCCUGUGGUCAGGAUAGCUGAUCCCAACGAGAAGAGGGGAACGGUUGAGUCCUAUCAGGUCAAGCACUUGCACACAAAAACCACGCCCAUGACGACGACUACAACCACACGGAAACCGACAACCAAAAAACCUUUGCCAACGGAAGGUCCUUUAGUUAGAGCUCCUGUUUUUACCCCUACCAAGGCACCUGCUCCAGAAUCUACUAAGGCUCCUGCAGCAACAUCUACUAGAGCUCCUGUUAGCAGUACCACUUCAAAACCCACUGCAACAUCAACCCCAAGAGCUCCGAUUACACCCCUUGUCAGCAGCGCCGCUCCCUUGGUUAAACCAGAAGCUAAGCCGGAACCCGCUAGUGAAGUCAGUGAUCUGUUGAGCUUACUGGACAAUAUGUUUGCCGAUGCCCACGAAAUCGCUUCUUCCACCAGCUCAUCUGUUCAAGUGAAUCCCACAACGAGCACCGUCCUCAAGCCAGUUAGUACCAAGUUGUUGCCCCAGCAACCGGAACCGAGGAUUGGCAGCAAGGCGGGAAGCAUCGAGAGUAUACUCGAAGACGCCCCAGAGGAUGAUGGAGCUGGCAAAGAUCUAGGGUCGCAGAUUUCCACUGAGACACCGCCUCGAGCAACGCGUCAGGUCUUUGACUAUGAUCAAUUACCAGAGUCACGGAUCAAAGACGGGGUCACCGCCAGCGAUGUUAUGGAGUACAAUGAUGACGAGGAGCUGGGCUACGAAGAGGAGCUGGGUGGGAUGGAUGAUGAAUCAGCCACCGAUGGUCACUUGGAAGACGAGGAAGGGGUAGAAGAAGAGGGGGACCCCGAACACAAUUUACUCAAACGUAUCGAUCAGUUUGUGGACGAUGUGGACGACGGCGAUGAUGAUCUGGAGGAUCUUAUGGAGGGCCUGGACGACAGCGAGGGGAUCGAGGAGCGGCGACAGCAGCAUUAGCCCGAGCUAAGCCUUUUUCUUAAACUGCGCUCUAUACCAAAUCUAUCAUCAGAAAGUCUUUCUCACGCCUAAUACAUACGUUCUUGUACAUAAGUCAGCUUUAAUUGAAUCUGUAUUUAUUCGUUGUUAGUUCUUAGAGGCCCUGCUGGCGUCACAAUGUGACCGCGUUCCACCCCAAAACCCAUGCAAUUCGAGCAAAGAGUUUUCGUUGUGUAAUUAAGCCUUAAAUUAUGAAAAAUUUUCGAAUGUUUUGAUUAGUUUUUAAGUCUGUAAGAAUUGAAAAAUAAAUGCGAAAAUUUAAAGGGAGCCUCUUUGAACGCUAUCUGUAAAGGUAAGCUUAGUAACUGGAUGCCAUCUGUCGGUUAGGAGGAGAAGCUUGAUGAAAAGCUUUAAGGUCGAUC